Molecule: messenger RNA, 846 nt
Organism: Ambispora leptoticha
Lineage: Eukaryota; Fungi; Glomeromycota; Glomeromycetes; Archaeosporales; Ambisporaceae
Source: the annotation of a GenBank genome assembly
GGUGUUUUGACAAAAUGAUGAUUCCAUUAUACCUCUUCCUUUCUGGAGCUGGCACCGGAAAAUCUCGAAACGCUAAUGAAUUUCACCAGACGGCAAUCACUUGUUUGUCAGAGCCAGAAGAUACGGAGCUGUUGACCAAGAUCAAAGAAGCUUGGGUAUUCCAUGUCAGCUAUGAAAAUGGCACCACCUUACGAUCGGAAGAAUCCUCCCCUUAUCUUGCCGUUGGUACUCGAAUGCUACUUCAACUUCUUGGAGAGAAAAUGGGGCUUUAUAAAAUUAUCCAAACAUACGAGCCAGCAGAUCCGGAGGAUGUUAUGACAUUGGUUGCCAAAUACCAUAACCGAGACUUAAAAGACAUUACGGUUAUUUUGGUUGUUGACGGCAUGCAACAGCUUAUGGACAACAAAGAUGAUGGUUUAAAGUCAGAUUCUCGGUUUUACCAGACUCUGUCAAGCAUUGCAGACUUCGCAUUUAAGGGCAUUUUCGUGAUACCCGUUUGUACUUCAACAAUAACUGGCCCUGUUGAGGAUACAUUGAAAUACUCGCAUCGCAAAUGUGUAUACCUACCCGUCGCUUCUCUGGAACCGCCAAACUAUCGCCAAGACCAUAGGUUGGUUCCGGUCUUUAAAGAUGAUGAGAUUACUAAGACUCUUGUGGAAGACUGUGGAGGGCAUGGAAGGGCUCUGGAAGCGCUGAAUGAUUGCUUGGCCGGUCGUAAUAUUGAAGAAUGUAACCUCAAUACUUUGAUGAACGAUCUGCGUCUUAAGCUUACUGAAAGAUAUCGUGAUGCUAUUUUUGGUUCCGUGGACGACGCCAGGCCCGUUGCGCGAGCAAUAUUAACUCGAC